This is a messenger RNA of Angiostrongylus costaricensis, 576 nucleotides long. The record is from the annotation of a GenBank genome assembly. NCBI's taxonomy places the organism in Eukaryota, Metazoa, Nematoda, Chromadorea, Rhabditida, Metastrongylidae.
AUGGAAAUUGCACGUGGGGCGACCAAUAAGAUGCCCUCAGUCCUUGGCUGGGGAGCUAAUUGUAGUAGCAACCCUCAGCAAUAUAUGGGCGACUACGUCUACGUUGAACCACGUCAAAGUGAUGAGUUGGUAUUGCAGAUGAUAGGUUCGAAAUUGGCAGAGAUUGUCAUUGAAAUUAUCAAAAGACAUCGAAUGACAACCCGUGUUACUUUGCACCACAUAAUCUUCUACUUUUCUGGGAUAUCGGAAGGGCAGUUCAGUAUGAACAUUGUGGGUAAACGUGCAGCUGACCAAAACAUUCCUGGUGGGACCGUUGUAGACACAGUAAUUGUGUCUCCAGUGAUAAACGAGUUUUAUCUUAACGCGCAUUCCGCAUUCCAGGGAACUGCAAAAACACCCAAAUACUCGCUUGUUGCUGACAACUCUCAGAUCUCACUUGACGCUAUUGAGGGGAUUACUUAUGGUCUCUGCUACUUACACGAAAUCGUCACAGCAACGGUUUCACUUCCAGUUCCACUAAUCGUUGCAGACCGUUGUGCGAAGAGAGGACACAGUGUUUAUGUGGCCAAUCUGUAA